UGCUAAUCGCGCCCGCCCGCCUGCGAAAGGCAGCCAAAGAGAAAAAGGGCGGUCACGUGACAGGAAGAAGCAUGCGUUUGGACGCAAAGGGCUGCGCGCUGGUGGCCCGGGCGGUGAGAGGUCGGGGCUGCAACCCGGUUAGGCUUUGUCACCGUGGCAACAGCCAGGAAUUCCGCGGGGGCCAGCGGGAGAAGAGCAUCGAGGAGGUUGUCGCUGCUUUUCGCCGGGAGCAGGAUCAGCAAUGGAAGGAACGCAACAGGACGGUGCUCACCUAUCUGGCGGCCGGUGUAGUGGGCAUGGCGGGCUUAUCCUACGCAGCCGUGCCGCUCUAUCGCCUCUACUGCCAGGCUACUGGGCUUGGUGGGUCAGCUUUAGAUGGUCAUAGUUCAGAACAAAUUGAAACUAUGGAGCCUGUAAAGGAUCGCAUCAUUAAAAUCACAUUCAAUUCAGAUGUACAUUCAAGUCUUCAAUGGAACUUCAAGCCUCAGCAGACUGAAGUUUAUGUGGUUCCAGGAGAAACUGCACUGGCCUUUUAUAAAGCAAAAAAUCCCACUGAUAGACCAAUAAUCGGAAUAUCUACCUACAAUGUACUACCACCUGAGGCCGGACAAUAUUUCAAUAAGAUACAGUGCUUUUGUUUUGAAGAACAAAGACUCAAUCCUCAUGAGGAAGUGGACAUGCCAGUAUUUUUCUUCAUUGAUCCUGAAUUUGUAGAAGACCCAAGGAUGGAGAAAGUUAAUUUGAUUACUCUUUCUUACACUUUUUUUGAAGCCAAAAUUGGAUAUAAACCACCACUUCCAGGUUAUAAUUAACAGUACAAUAUGUAGACUACAUCAGAGUUUUCUCUUCAAUGCUCUAUUGAUAAUCACUGACUGUGUGAAAAUAACUAUUAAAAUAGCCCAGGAAAAAGGUUCUGAAUAUUUCAGGCGUUAUGUUUUAUUUCCUGAAUAUGCACUGAUGUGUCUUUUCUUUAGAGAUAUGAUUAAUCUUCAUUUUAAAAUCAAAUUAAGAAUACAAAGAAAUUAUAUACAAAAAUAGCAUAUUUUGUUCAUUUCUCUCUCUUCAUGUACAGGAAGAUCUAUCCAAUUGCUAAUUUAUGACUCUCAUUUUGUAAAGUUUUUUAUUCCACACAGUUAUCUAAAAUGUUAUUUAAUAGAUUAAUAUGUCAAAGGGGAAAAUAGUAAGUUUAUUUUUGGAAAUUUGAUGUCUGCCUAAUAAAGUAACAAGUAAUCAGUAAAGUAA
Thamnophis sirtalis is the source of this 1242-nucleotide messenger RNA. It is a transcript of the gene COX11, whose product is annotated as cytochrome c oxidase copper chaperone COX11. NCBI's taxonomy places the organism in Eukaryota, Metazoa, Chordata, Lepidosauria, Squamata, Natricidae. The record is from RefSeq and is a predicted model, not a curated record. Gene Ontology annotation, cellular component: mitochondrial inner membrane. Gene Ontology annotation, molecular function: copper ion binding.